AUGGAGGUAGACCAGGUGGUGCCUUUGCCAAGGUUGCCCCGGGUCGCCGUGUGUGGAGGUACCCAUGGGAACGAGCUGUCCGGCGUGUAUUUGGUGCGAGAGCUGCUGAAGCUGCAGAGAGAAGUUAUGAAGAAAGAGCAAGAGGAGGACUUGAAGCCUGCGUCUGUGCUGCUGGUGCUGUCAAACCCGCGGGCAAUGCAGCAGUGUCGCCGAUACGUGGACACUGAUCUGAACCGCUGCUUCACCCAUGCCACCCUCAAUGGUCCCCUCUCAGACAUGGCCCCCUAUGAGAUCAUCAGGUCCCGAGAGCUGAACGCCCUGCUGGGGCCCAAGGGCAGUCCGGCGGCAGUGGAUCUGGUCUGCGACCUCCACAACACCACUGCCAACAUGGGCCUAUGCUUCAUCGCAUACUCUGACUGUGACUGGAUCUGCCUGCACAUAUUUAGACACCUGCAGAGGGAGAUGCCGGAUACACCAAUGAGAUUCCUACAUUUUGAUGUGUCCAACAAAGAGUCCUAUUCCCUUGAUUCAGUGGGAAAACAUGGCUUUGCCAUGGAGAUUGGCCCUCAGCCCCAUGGUGUGGUGAGGUCUAACAUCUAUACAGCAAUGAAAGUGGGUGUCCAGCACAUGCUCGACUGGGUCCGCCUCUUUAACUCAGGUAACGUGUUUGAGGGAGGAUUUGUGGACGUGUUCACUAUGGUUAAACACAUCGACUACCCGAGAGACAGUGAGACCCGCAAUAUCACAGCAGCCAUUCAUCCUUGUCUCCAGGACCGAGACUUCUGCCUGCUCCACCCUGAAGACCCGCUGUUCCAGACGUUCUCAGGGGAAACAGUGAGGUAUAAAGGCACUGAACCUCUCUAUCCUUUCUUCAUCAAUGAAUGCGCUUACUACGAGAAGGGCAUCGCUCUCUCUCUGGCGAGAAAGAGGCGCGUAACGAUUCCUGCAAUCCGGGUGCAGACGGAGCAGGAGCAACAACCUAAUGAGCAGGGAUUUGCAUCAGAAGAAGAGGAGUGA
Oreochromis aureus is the source of this 1017-nucleotide messenger RNA. RefSeq names its product N-acyl-aromatic-L-amino acid amidohydrolase (carboxylate-forming) B-like. The coding region runs from base 1 to 1017 and encodes 338 amino acids. Lineage: Eukaryota; Metazoa; Chordata; Actinopteri; Cichliformes; Cichlidae. The transcript has 6 exons. The record is from RefSeq and is a predicted model, not a curated record. Gene Ontology annotation, molecular function: hydrolase activity, acting on ester bonds; aminoacylase activity.